This is a messenger RNA of Chenopodium quinoa (quinoa), 2175 nucleotides long. RefSeq names its product protein NRT1/ PTR FAMILY 5.1-like. Lineage: Eukaryota; Viridiplantae; Streptophyta; Magnoliopsida; Caryophyllales; Amaranthaceae. Gene Ontology annotation, biological process: transmembrane transport; dipeptide transport. The transcript has 4 exons. Gene Ontology annotation, molecular function: dipeptide transmembrane transporter activity; tripeptide transmembrane transporter activity. Gene Ontology annotation, cellular component: membrane. The record is from RefSeq and is a predicted model, not a curated record. The coding region runs from base 242 to 2005 and encodes 587 amino acids.
GGGGGGGGAAGAAAAGGGAUAUUUGCCAAUACUAUUUAUAGCCUAACACCCACGACCUCCACUCUUAUAUUUUGUGUGAAUUAUCCACCUAACUACCUACUUUCAUUCCAUUCCAUUCCAUUUCUUAAAAAUUACAAACUCAACGCACACUCACAACCAAAAGCAAACAAAAACAAGUAGCUAGCUAGUGAUUUAGCAAACUACAUACAAAUUUGAACUUCAUUCUCUUCUACCCAAAAUAAUGGAUUUGGAAACCAACAACACUAAGGACUUCACCAAUGAUGGCACCAUGGAUCUUCGUGGCCGGCCCGUGAUCGCCUCUAAGACGGGCAAAUGGAAGGCUUGUGCUUUUCUUCUUACUUAUGAAGCAUGUGAAAGAAUGGCCUUUUAUGGAAUAGCGUCAAACUUGGUGGUUUAUUUGACUACCCAACUUCAUGAAGACACUAUUUCAUCGGUUAGAAAUGUGAAUAAUUGGAAUGGAGUGGUAUGGAUGACACCGAUCCUUGGAGCUUACAUCGCCGACGCUUAUCUUGGUCGAUUUUGGACUUUCACCAUCUCUUCUCUCAUCUAUGUCCUGGGCAUGGUACUCUUGACAAUGGUUGUUUCCAUUAAGUCCUUCAAACCAACAUGUACCACUGGAACAUGCAACACUGGCUCUUCACUUCCAAUUGUGUUAUUUUACGCUUCUCUUUACAUCAUUGCCAUAGGCGCGGGAGGCACAAAGCCUAAUAUUUCGACAUUUGGGGCAGACCAGUUUGAUGAUUUCGAUCCAAGUGAGAAAGAGCUCAAAGUCUCCUUCUUCAAUUGGUGGAUGUUUUGUGCCUUCUUAGGUGGUUUAUUUGCCACUUUAGGGCUUGUGUAUAUCCAAGAAAACUUGGGCUGGGGGUUAGGUUAUGGUAUACCUACCAUUGCCCUCAUCUUAUCUUUGAUGGUGUUCUAUUUGGGAACUCCAACAUACCGACACAAGCCUAAAAACAUAAAGAGUCCUGCAACAGAUAUCGUGAAAGUUGUUACUAAUUCAAUGGCUAAUUGGAAACUUAAGGUUCCUACUGAGCCUAACCAACUACAAGUGGUUCGACCACCUUACUACAUCACCGAUGGAAAAACCCUAGAAAAUAAUGGACCUUCAAUUUUCAGGUUUUGGGACAAGGCAAGCAUAAAAGAAGGUAGCUCGAGGCUACCAUGCACAGAAGCACAAGUUGAGAAAACAAAGCAAGUAUGUGGGAUGAUUAUGAUAUGGCUAGUACUCCUCAUACCUAGCACAAUUUGGGCUCAAAUUAACACCCUCUUUAUUAAACAAGGAACUACCCUAAACCGUCACAUAGGAAGUACCUUCCAAGUCCCGGCCGCCUCCCUAACUAGCUUUGUUACCCUAUCAAUGCUCCUCACCGUGCCUUUUUACGACCGCUACUUCGUGCCCUUUAUGCGAGCAAAAACCGGCAAUCCUAGAGGGAUCACCAUCCUCCAACGACUAGGCAUUGGUUGCAUCAUCCAAAUUGUGGCCAUAGCAUUCGCCUACGUAGUGGAGAUGCAAAGAAUGCAUGUAAUUAAGGAGGAACAUGUACUAGGUAAAAAUGCUAGGGUUCCAAUGAGCAUAUUUUGGCUAUUGCCUCAAUAUGUACUUAUUGGUGUGGCGGAUGUGUUCAACUCGAUUGGUUUGCUUGAGUUUUUCUACGAUCAAUCCCCGGAUGACAUGCAAAGCCUAGGGACAACGUUUUUUACUAGCGCGAUUGGAGUUGGAAAUUUCUUGAAUAGCUUUCUUAUUACCAUGGUAGAUAAGUUGACAGGUAAAAAUGGGGGGAAGAGAUGGAUAGGUAACAAUUUGAAUGAUUGUCACUUGGACUAUUACUACUUGUUCUUGUUUGGGUUGGCUAUUGUGAAUAUGGGGGCAUUUUUAUGGGCAUCAAGUGUUUAUGUGUACAAAAGGGAGCCUAAAAUUGUGCAAGAGGAUGGCAACUAUGCUCACAUGGAAGGGAAGAUUGUAGAUGCUACACUAGGAUUAUAAAUAUGUAUUAGGUUAAUUUAAUUAACUAGGAAGGUUGUUAAGUUUUUAAUUUGUAAGCUUUCUUUAUAGUGUAUUAGUCUAAGUGAUGAUAUAAAUAAGAAUUCGUCACUGGAUGUCACUUAAGAAUAGAUUUUCCGUAUAUUAGACUUGGUAAAAUUAAUUAAUCUCUA